GUCUCACUUUUCCAGCCAGGUAGGGGAUCGGGACCGGCCUCUUCUCUUUUGUUGCCCGGCUCGCGUAGUGCCUAGCGGCUAACGUCGCCACCGUGCACAAACGUCGGCUCUGCGCCUUUGCGCGCCUCGGAACGAAGCUACGAGUCGCCGAGAAUUAAAAACAGCUGUCCGCGCCCGCAGGGACUGUGUCGGCGACGACCAAAGAUGAGCGCACAUGGCUGUCCGCAUCUGACAACUCUCAAGGAAACCAAAGGCACUCAAGCCUACCGGCUCAUCCACUCUUACUUCGUUUGCUGCGUCUCGAAGGAGGCCCGUGUGAAAAAGGCCCAGCUGUGCACUUGCCACACUUGCCAUGCAAGAGGUCCUAGGCUUCACGCAUGUCUCCAGUGUGUCUACUUUGGCUGCUAUGGGAACCGGCACAUUCACGAGCAUGCCCGUGCCAAUCAGCAUCUGUUAGCUGUUGAUAUUUCGUACGGAGUGGUGUACUGCUUCACGUGUGCCGACUAUGUGUACGACCGUGAACUUGAAGCCAUGGCCCGUAAGCAUCGCCGUCGUUGUGCCAGGCUACUUGGUCUCCAAGAGUAUUACCAGCACUGGGAACCCAGCAACUUCGAGCUGGACUUGCUUCGCAGAAAUCCAAGGAGAAAGCGCAUUGCUAACAACUCCUACAUAGGCCUGCGGGGGCUGAUCAACCUCGGGAACACAUGCUUCAUGAACUGCAUUGUGCAAGCUCUGACACACACCCCACUGCUGCGCGAUUACUUCCUGGCUGACCGGCACGUCUGCCAGUUCCGCGAUGAUCCAUCCAUGUGCCUUGUCUGCGAAAUGUCAAGGCUUUUCCAAGAGUUCUACUGUGGCAAGUCGAGCCCCCACAUUCCGUACCGGCUACUCCACUUGGUCUGGACCCAUGCUCGCCACUUGGCCGGCUAUGAACAGCAAGAUGCCCACGAAUUCUUCAUUGCUACGCUGGAUGUGCUACACCGGCAUUGCAAAGGCACCAACGGAAUGUCCACCACAAAUCCGCACCACUGCAACUGUAUCAUUGAUCAGAUCUUCACUGGAGGGCUGCAAUCAGACGUGGUGUGCCAAUCCUGCAAGGGCGUGUCAACAACCAUUGACCCGUUCUGGGACAUCUCUCUAGACUUAGGACCGAGCAGCCACCAACAGCAGCAGCAGCAGCACAAUUCUUCCCCAGAGGCAGAAGACUCGGAACCAACAUCUCUCUUAGACUGCCUAGAAAGGUUCACCCGUCCCGAGCACCUGGGCAGUUCUGCCAAGAUCCGGUGCGGCCGGUGUGAGAGCUACCAGGAGUCGACCAAGCAGCUGACCAUGAAGCAGCUGCCCGUGGUGUGCAGCUUUCACCUGAAGCGCUUUGAGCAUUCGUCCCGCUUUCACAAGAAGAUCUCCUCGCUCAUCAGCUUUCCCCAGUACCUGGACAUGAGCCCCUUCAUGUCGGGACCCAGGGCUCCGUCGUCGUCUUCCAAAGGGGCACGGGCCGCCUCCUCUUCCACCCCAGCCAAUCCAGCUCCUCAGCCCUGCCACGACAACAAGUAUUGCCUAUUUGCUGUCGUGAACCACAGUGGGACUAUUGAGACGGGCCACUACACGGCUUAUGUGCGGCAACACCGGGAUCACUGGUUUAAGUGCGACGACCACCUAAUCACGCGGGCCAGUCUACAGGAUGUGCUAGAUUCUGAAGGCUACUUACUGUUCUACCACAAGCAGAUCCUGGAGUACGAAUGAGAAGAACCCGACUUUACCGUCGUCCAUUCCUUGUUGCCAUUGAGAAGUGGAGAGGAGAGUGAACUGGCCCCAGUUUGAAAACUCGCGUGCAUUUACGUACAUGUGUGUAUGUGUGUGCUUGUGUAGGGACUUAUUUUCCCGUGUUCUUGUUUCUCGUCACAGUUUCGCCGUCGGUUGUGUCUUCUCCUGGUGGACGUUAACACACAGACGCUAGAAAACGUGUCUGCAUCAUCGAGUUUUUUCGAGCAAAUCAUGGAGAGUGCGACUUAGGUUUUCCAAUUGCUGUACAACACGCCCCUUUCACCAAUCAUCGUUACUGUCCUCUGAGCUUGGCAACACUGUGCCACUUCACUUGCUCAAUAAAUUAUUGCUUCCUCGCAUACCGUUA
This is a messenger RNA of Rhipicephalus sanguineus (brown dog tick), 2131 nucleotides long. RefSeq names its product ubiquitin carboxyl-terminal hydrolase 22 (gene not). Lineage: Eukaryota; Metazoa; Arthropoda; Arachnida; Ixodida; Ixodidae. Gene Ontology annotation, molecular function: cysteine-type deubiquitinase activity; zinc ion binding. The transcript is spliced from 12 exons. Gene Ontology annotation, biological process: protein deubiquitination. The record is from RefSeq and is a predicted model, not a curated record. Bases 205 to 1743 code for a protein of 512 amino acids.